Sparassis crispa is the source of this 1032-nucleotide messenger RNA. RefSeq lists its product as hypothetical. Lineage: Eukaryota; Fungi; Basidiomycota; Agaricomycetes; Polyporales; Sparassidaceae. The transcript has 8 exons. The record is from RefSeq and is a predicted model, not a curated record. The coding region runs from base 1 to 1032 and encodes 343 amino acids.
AUGGGUGAAGUUCCUCUCGUGUCUGCUAAUCUUGCGACUGUGUCCAUCGAGAGUUUCUUCUAUGGCAUCUUCUUCGUACUCUUCUGUAGCUCCACAUAUCUCAUGGUGCAGCGCCAGCGUCAGCUCAACUCGACAGGCUCCUCUUCGAAGCCUAUCUACAAGUCCCCCUUAUUUAUUGCAGGACUUGCGAUGUUCACCUGCGUUACCGCGCACUGGAUACUGACAGUCUAUCGCUCGUUUCAAGCCUUCAUUUAUUUUGAAAACGGAACGCUCCCUAUUGCAUACUAUGGGAACCUGGCGAACACGGCUGAAGUAGUUAAGACCGCAUUCCUUGUGACUGCUUUACUGAUCGGCGACGCAGUAAUGAUCUACCGCCUAUGGAUAGUUUGGAACUACAACAAAUACGUGAUCAUAUUUCCGUUGUGCACGUUCCUUGCGAACGUCGCAUGUUGUAUCGCUGUUGUAUAUCAAUUCACGCAGUAUCGUUUCGGGCAAAACGUCUUUGAUUCUUCCAUGGGUCGUUGGAUCACGACGGAUUGCGUGUUUACACUGUGCACAAACCUCUCGGCUUCUUGCUUAAUUGCUUGGAGGCUAUGGCGUGCGGACCAUCUCGUCAAGCGUUACGGCAACGGAAACCUCAUGUGGGUUUUCUCUAUCUUCAUCGAGAGCGCUGUCCUUUACGUAGGAUGGACGAUCUUCUACUUCGCGGUCUACGAAUCACGAACAAAUCUAGAAUUCACCAUCAUAGACACGUGGGCCCCGGUUUCUGGCAUAGCUUUCAUGCUCAUCAACGUUCGCGUCGGAACAGGCAGGGCAAGAGAGGCGCAUGGGUCUGCUAGUACCUUUUCUGCAGGCAAGGUAUCAGCACAGCCGCGCGCUGAUCCCGUGGGGUCAUUCCCCAUGACGCCCCUUGCAGUCAAUGUCACGCGCGUUGUGAACAGCGAUCUGGAGGACGACUUUGUGAUGUCGGAUAAAAAGUUUGCAGCAAUUAGGGGGAGUGCUGAUCACCAUAGGUCAGACUCACCUGUCUGA